AUUGGGACUGUACGCACCCCCGUAGUCCUUGAUCAGAUCGCAGCAGGGAGGUCCGGUCUGGUAUUGGUCUGCUCCGGCCGGUCUGGUCUGUAUACACAGUAUUGUCUCCGUGUCUCCGUAUGUCUGUGUCGACGGGGGUGGCAUGACGCUGGACGUAUCUGAACCCAAACCGCUGCGUAUCGAGUUCCAAGGGGAAGUAAUAUAGAGAAUGAAUGUCCAGUGGCAAGGAGCAGCGAGGAGAUGGCGGCAAAUAACAUGAAUCACGUAUGUACCAGUAUGUAUACAGGCGCGACGCAAAGCCCGAUACAUGGGCUGGGAACCGCACGACGGCAUUCACAUCGGCGUGGAUGUGUGUACGACUGUGGGCGUCAGAAUGAAACAGCGCCGCGGGUUCGAGGGAGGGAAAGUAAACUUCGUACCCUCAUUCGCCGCGCCUGGGUCCAUCCACGACACGUAUGUACCAGUACGGCCGGUGCAACAGGAUCUGUGGCCAUGGACUAGAGCUUAGCUCAGUGGCUUAGCGUAACCUGUAACCGCCCGGGUACCGAGAGAACCUGUGUACAUACAUCCAGUAAUACACACCGCGGCAGGCGUCAAAUUUAAUGGUACGAUCC
Stereum hirsutum FP-91666 SS1 is the source of this 614-nucleotide messenger RNA. RefSeq lists its product as uncharacterized. The transcript has a single exon. NCBI's taxonomy places the organism in Eukaryota, Fungi, Basidiomycota, Agaricomycetes, Russulales, Stereaceae. The record is from RefSeq and is a predicted model, not a curated record. The coding region runs from base 241 to 501 and encodes 86 amino acids.